AUGGCCUUCAUACAGAGGUUCUCAAUGGACAACCUAAAUUUCCUCAGUCGUAUGCCUUCUGGCCCUGAGUCCCGCUGCCUCACAGGCCCGCCUUCAGAGCUAUCCUCACAAGAGUCCUCGCAGAAAACACCUUCCCCUCCGACAGAAACCCCUCCAUUCAACAUCAGCCCUUCACAAGACCUGCAUUACUUAGAGACACCACUAUCUAAACCGGAGCUCGGUACUCUUUCUGCGAUACUUUCGUUUGCAGUCUCUAAAUAUGGAGAUGAGCGUUGUUUUGCUUCCAGAAACGUUGCCAGCCGGGCGACUGGCGGGGCACAGUCACGAGUAAGAGGAAAAGAUGCAGGUGGGCCUCCGAUUGAGGACAGCGCCCAGACAAGGGGGCUUGUAACUGUGGGGGAAUGGGAAUACUUAACAUACAAUCAGGUCGGCAAGAUAGUUUCAACUUUAUCGGCCGGUUUGAAGCAGGUUGUGAAAGGCAGAUUGCAUAUGUUUGGCAGAAAUAGCGCAAAUUGGUUUAUGCUCAGUCAUGCGGCGUCAAUGUCUAAUAUUCCCUUAGUGACACUAUAUCCAAAUUCUGACAAAUGGAUUAUCGUUGAGAUCUUGCUUCAAACACACGGAAGAGUGGUGUUCGUGGAUAGCGACCUUCUGGGCGUUCUAUCAGAGAUAUUGUUUGAGUGUCCGAAUGUGUCCACAGUCAUCUACGACCAAGUCACUACCUCCGUAGAAGACAUCAAUAACACGGAGGCUUGCAUUGCAGGCCUGAAAACCACCUUCGGAGUACACUUUGAGAUAAUAAGCCUAGAGCAGUUACAUGACCUGGGUAAUGAUAUACUACUAGGUAAAUCAGAAUCCACGACCAACAGCAAAUCAAGGGAGUCUGAGUAUGAGGCACAAAAGCAAUCAGAUGAAGAGAGAAUAUGGGGAACUGUGUACCCUCUAUCAAAUGGAAAGCAGAAUCCCCUAGGUGUUCUGGUCACUGUAGGAAACAUGGUUGCCAGUAUCGCAAACAUUCAUCAAAUACUCAAAACCUCGACAAAUAGAUCGGAUACCUAUCUUUCAUAUCUUCCACUAGCAUUUAUGCUUGAAUAUAACCUUGUUAACGCUUUUUUACUACUUGGCGUGACAAUUGGGUUCGGAACUAAUGGCAUUCUCUAUCUCCUACCUCCCCCGUACAGCGAUCUUGCAAUGGGAUGUAGUGGCGAUAUUGAAUCAUUUGAGCCCUCUAUUCUCUUCGGGGUUCCUGCCUGGUGGGAUACGAUACAUGGCCAUGUCCUAGAAAAGAUCAAAGGAUAUAGCAGUGAUUGGCAAGAGCGUUUCUGGAAAUCAGCUGAGCAGAAGGCCGAGCAUAUUACAGACCCCAUAGGGGUUUUAUCUAAAAUGACAAUCUGCGCGUUAGAAAGAAGCAUUUAUCUCAAACCUAUCCGCGAGAAGCUUUUUGGUACCCGCAUGAAAUGGCUUGGUAUCAGCUGUUCAAUGCAUGCUCGGGAGAAGAGAGAAUUCCUCGGGGCAGUCCUGUCUUCAAGUGGCAGGAUGGUAGAAGUAUUCUCAUUUAUGGCAAUGAGCACCAUGAUCACAUUUAUGCCACCAUCCCGGUACAAUAACAAGAACACUGGCAUGAUUCUACCAUCGCUGCAGAUAAAACUUGUAUCUGUAGCACCCGGCUACUUUGCUCAUUCAAGUCCACCAUGCGGUGAGAUUUUCAUUCGUGGACCUUCUGUACCACAUAUGGGUUACUUUAAAAAUCCUGAAGCUUCUGUCGCCGCCUUCCUGGAUGAGGGUUGGGUAAAAACCGGCAUUGUAGCUGAAUGGGAUCCGCACAAAAGAUGCCCAGGCCCAACAAUAAUCGGUAAUGUGAACUCUUUGGAAAGGAGAUAUAUUGGGGAUUAUGUUCCCAUUGAAUCCUUGGAGGCUGCGUACAGGAAAUGUCGUUUAGUUCAAGAUUGUUGUAUCAUCUAUUCUGGUAGAAAAACAAAACCACUUGGUGUAAUCGCGGUCAAUGAGACUCAUUUCAGAAGCUUCUGUGAUUAUCAUCUACCAAAUCAGACCCCUGGAAUGCAGACAGAUGAAAUUCUGCUUUCUCGGCCGGUGAACACGCUGGUACUUAAUCAGUUAAAUGUCGAUGCCAGGUCCCACGGAGUUAUGGAUUUCGAAUUAAUCGGGGGGGUAAUUUUGGUGAAGGAUGAACUUCCGAAGGUUUCCCAGUCACAGAAAGUAAAGGACGAGAACAAAAACAUGCAUCACGGGCUACUCAUUGAUCGUAAGCAGGUGCGGAAGAUUUAUGCGGCGGAAAUAGAGCACGAGUUUUCCUAG
This is a messenger RNA of Morchella sextelata, 2313 nucleotides long. RefSeq lists its product as uncharacterized. Gene Ontology annotation, cellular component: endoplasmic reticulum; plasma membrane; lipid droplet. Gene Ontology annotation, molecular function: long-chain fatty acid-CoA ligase activity. Lineage: Eukaryota; Fungi; Ascomycota; Pezizomycetes; Pezizales; Morchellaceae. The transcript has 6 exons. Bases 1 to 2313 code for a protein of 770 amino acids. Gene Ontology annotation, biological process: long-chain fatty-acyl-CoA metabolic process; long-chain fatty acid metabolic process. The record is from RefSeq and is a predicted model, not a curated record.